AUGGAGGAUAGUAUGAGCCGUUUGCUUAUGCAAUCAACUUUAAUGGGGACUAUAGUUACAACAAUUAGUAAUCAUUUGUCGAAACUACAAUCUAAUUCAUGUUUGCUUGAAAAGUUGCUAUGUUUCCUGUUCAAAAAUAAUAAUUCGGAUAGUGCUCAAAAUGUAUCGGUCACGGAAUUAUUAAACCAAAAGUUCGCUUUUGAUUCAGUUCAAAGUAUUGGUGAAUUGUAUGUCUCACAAAAAACCAGUGACCUAGCAAAAUGGCUAGAGUUAACUGUCAUCCGUAGUCUUGAACAGCUUGAGUCCACAAAACGUGAGUCGGUGUGUUACAAGAGGACUAGCACUACUCUUCCACUUGAUAAGCAACUGUCUCAUAUAAGAAGUUUUCUUGAAAUCAGCAGGAAAAGAAAACAUCUGUUUAAUCUUUCUUCUGAGCUUCAAAACUUAAAACGCAUUCAACUACAGAAAUGUAAUGUGUCAAGAGAUUUUUUAAAUGCUGAACUUCAAUUAUUAACGCUACAGACAAAGGUCCAUUACAUGAAGCACCGUAUCGGGAAGUUAAAGUUGGACGUAGAAUGUAGCAAAACAUACCUUUUUGAAUAUGAAUCAUUAGGCACAGAAAUUGUGAAUAUUGAAAAUCUUUUGGGGAAAAAACGGGAAACGAUUCGCCGUUUGCAUGAAGAAAAUGAAAAGCUGCUAGAUGAUCUCCCUUUAUUAUGUCGUGAGACGAAACAAAUUAAGCAACAACUAUCGGGUCAGAUAAUUGGUACACAUAAAGUGGCGCAUGAACUAACAAGCAACAUUUUACUGCAGGAUUUUAAUGAAAGGAUUCAAGAUAUUUCAUUCGACAGAAGAAUAUUUACCAGUGGGAAUACUUACUUCGACACUCUACAUGCCGACAGUCUAUACAUAAAUUGCUGUAAUUUAUAUUCUCUUGAUCCUAAUCUUAAGAUUCCAGAUGUCCUGCUGAAAUGUAUUCUAACACAAAUCAAAGAAAGCUGGCUAGCUGAGAAUAAUUUAAAAUUGUUACACUAUCUUUUGAUGAAUUUAAACAAAGAAAUCCUCAAUAAUGAAGAACUGCGAAACUACGACGCGACAUUUAAGGCUAAAAAGCUAAAACAUUUACUUCCUUGUGUUACAAAUUUGAAAAAAUUAACGAAGGAAAUAAAACAGCGCAUAUCAGUAUGCAAUGAAUCACUGUCUGACUGGAGAGAAAUACCGAUUCAUCAAAUGUUGCUAUAA
Molecule: messenger RNA, 1242 nt
Organism: Schistosoma margrebowiei
Lineage: Eukaryota; Metazoa; Platyhelminthes; Trematoda; Strigeidida; Schistosomatidae
Source: the annotation of a GenBank genome assembly